AUGGAGGGGAGCGAUGGUGGAAGGAUGCCGACGGUGAGAACAAAGAAAGAUGUGGGUGCCCAGAUAAGAAAUCUUGGUGAUUUUCUGCCUUCUUCGUCUUCUUCUAUAAAAAUUCUUUUCAGCAGAAGCUAUGGUUUCGAUCUAGGUUUUCAUGAGAGUGGGAAGGAGAAUUCAGGUAGGAAGAAGAAGACGAUUGUAUUGGGACCAUGGGGAGGCAAUGGUGGAAAUGCUUGGGAUGAUGGGCUAUAUCAAGGGGUGAGAGAAGUCACUCUCAUCUAUGGCCAUUGCAUCGACUCCAUUGUUGUGGUAUAUGAUAAAAACGGUAAGCCUGUUACAUCAGAAAAGCAUGGUGGUCUUGGAGGCAAUCAAACAGCCGAGAUAAAGUUGCAGUACCCCAAUGAGUUCCUAGUGAAUGUGAGAGGACACUAUUGUCCGGUGGUGUUUGGUGGCAGCCCGGUGAUCCGGUCACUCAAAUUUGAGAGCAACAGAAGAACAUUUGGACCAUUCGGAGUUGAAGAAGGCACACCCUUUACUUUCACUGUUGAUGGAGGCAAGAUUGUUGGCUUAAAGGGAAGAGGUGGUUGGUACCUAGAUGCAAUUGGGUUUCACGUAUAUCAUGCUCCCAAAAUACAGCUCUUUCGGAGAGUUGAGAAAAGUUUCCGAAGGCUUACCAGCACGGUUUGGAAACCUUCAGCCCGGAGAGAAACUGAAAAGACCACUCUUCGCUGAUAGUUAAAAACAUUGUAUUACAUGGCUCCUAAUAUAUGCUUGCCAUGAUCGAACCUAUAUCAAAUGUCACGAAGCUCACAAAUGCUGGAUGCAUAGUGUC
Messenger RNA from Argentina anserina (silverweed cinquefoil), 829 nucleotides. RefSeq names its product jacalin-related lectin 19-like. NCBI's taxonomy places the organism in Eukaryota, Viridiplantae, Streptophyta, Magnoliopsida, Rosales, Rosaceae. The record is from RefSeq and is a predicted model, not a curated record. Gene Ontology annotation, molecular function: carbohydrate binding.